GGCUCCUUCUUGCGCCCGGUAACCCUGUGCUUAAGGAUAACUUGAAAGGAAACUCCAUCAGAUCGAGAGGACAGACCCGCUUGUACCAGAGAAACAUUGCUUUUUGUGCGGGGUGAUUCAACAAGGAUAAAGUUGCAAGAACUUUUACGCAAGAAAGGGACACUGCUUCAGCCUAACUUUGACUCUAGAUAGUCAGGUUUGAAGGAUGUAAAUACGCUUUUUUUCAACACAGCCUGGUGACAUCUGGAGAGUCGUCUGAUCCUUUUGAAAGAUAUUUUUAAAAGAAAGUUAAACCGUAAAAGCCAGUCCGCUGGAUCGUUUCACUUUGUGCGCAUGCAUUUGCGGAUUACUGCCACCAGAUGAACUUGUCAGAACUAAAUAACUCAUAAACUGAUUUGAGUUUUAAAAGUGAAAACUCAAGUAGCCUAUGUUGUGUUUUAAUAUUUUGUGAACAGACAGUGCCAGCACGCGAUAGAUAAGAGCGCCGAUAUAAGUGUAGAUCAGCACUCUGAGAGACUCGGUACGUUUUUGCUGAAGUGGGUAAAAAACGAAGAGACUGUGAUGUUCCUCUAGAUGACACAUUCUGUGCUGAUGAUCUAGCAAACAUUCAUCACACUUUAUUCUUCCUGUUUGCGAGACUUUCUCUUCAUUCACACCUUGAGCGUUCGCGCCUCCAUCCCCUGCGCUCACACAGCGGACUCCUGCUGCGUCCGAAGGAAGAGAAAGAAAAGAAAAACCUCUUUUUCUCCCUAAAGUUCUGCUCCUCCGAUACGACCAAGAGGCACUGACCCAAGCUGUUGUGAUGCAUAUUCCCAUAGAGCCGCCCACCACCAGACGGUUCACGCCGCCCUCAACGUCCUUCCCCUGCAGUAAGCUUGGAGACGGCAACGGGGCUAUGGCCACCCCGGGGCCCCUCAGGUCAAGACCGGACACAAGGAACGUGGUGGACGUCCUGGCGGACCACGCCGGUGAAUUAGUCCGAACCGACAGUCCCAACUUCCUGUGCUCCGUCCUCCCAUCUCACUGGAGAUGCAACAAGACGCUGCCUGUGGCUUUUAAGGUCGUGGCUCUCGGUGAUGUUCCUGACGGGACUCUGGUCACAGUGAUGGCCGGGAACGACGAGAACUACUCGGCCGAGCUGAGGAACGCCUCCGCCGUGAUGAAAAACCAGGUGGCCCGCUUCAACGACCUGCGCUUCGUGGGCAGGAGCGGUCGAGGAAAGAGCUUCACCCUGACCAUCACUGUGUUCACCGGACCGCCUCAAGUGGCCACCUACCAUCGGGCCAUUAAAGUCACCGUGGACGGCCCCCGGGAACCGCGCAGGCACAGAGUGAAGAUAGAAGACCCCCAGAAGAUGCAGUUCUCGGACAGGCUGUCUGAGAUUGAGCGCUACCAGCGGAGUAUGCGAAUAGGUCCUGUUAACAACCCACCCCGUCCCAUUCACCAAUCCCACCUCAGCACAUCACAAGCCCUGUGGCAAGAUCAAAUGGAACCCCCAGCUCUGAAGACAUGCAAAGUGGAAGAGGACCUUCGACCAUGGCCAGGGACAACAGAUCUCUUCCAACAGCGGACCACCUUCCCAUCUCUCUCACCACUGACUGACCCCCGCUUCUCAGACCCACGCAUGCAUUAUCCUGGGGCCUUUCCCUACUCCACCAACACCUCCAGCACUGGCAUCAGUGGCCUCAGUAUGUCAGCCUCCUCUAGAUACCACACCUACCUGCCACCCCCUUACUCAAACAACCAAAGCCAGAACUUCCAGUCCAACUCCUACCUGUAUUACGGCACAGGCUCAGGGUCCUACCAAUUCUCCAUGGUGGCACCGGGAAACACCGGGGGUGAACGCUCCCCCACCCGCCUGCUGUCCUGCUGGGCAGGUGGCACCGGAGGGACCAACAGUCUGAUGAACCAAGGCUUGAACGCCCAGAGUGAGGGGGUGGAGGCCGACGGCAGCCACAGCAAUUCCCCUACUGCCAUGAGUGCUUCAGGUCGUCUGGAUGAGUCUGUUUGGAGGCCUUACUGACUGACACACAGCUAGACAGUCAGAGGGAAAGGGAGAAACAUAAUGAUUACAAUGAGCGAAAAAGAUGAACACUGAAAGAAAAAAAAAGAGAAAUGCUGCAUGUUUGUCUUUUAUUUCUCCAGCACUCGCUUUGAAGACUUUUUUGCCUUUUACCAACUCUCUCAAGAAUUCUGCAUAUUUUGUAAAUACUUGGUAAGCUCCUGCACUGUUCUACAUGUACUCUAAAAUGACUAUAAAAGCCAUAGAAGUUGAGAAGAUGUUCCGCUGAAGCUGCGAAUAGACGUGAAGCCUCAUUCAGACUCCCUUGUCUGGUGUACACAGAGAGACAAAAGACAAUGGAUGUAUGACGCACCAGAAAGGCCACUGAAAAACCCCCCACAGACUUUCAUCACACAGACUCGCAGAUUGAUCCAACUCACUUGGAGGGUUGAGAGGAGCAGUUGGACUGGAUGUUUGCUCACUGAGUGACCAAGUAGCACCGACAUCCUUCAAAAUCAUGGCUUCACUGCUGUGGCAAUUACAUCUUUUAAGCUUUAAUUUCGGUAAAACAUUAAAUAUAGAAAAAAAUAACGUUAGAGGAGAAAACAUCUGCAGUUGCAUCCAGGGGAGUUUCUUGUACUUCCAGUACAUGUGAAGCACCUAUUACCAAAUGUAUCAUCUAAAUAGAUUCAGCCUUUGGUGCUAUGGUAAGCAGUGGAUGCUUCAAUACAAGUGCUGCAUGUUAAAAAGAAAAGCAUUUUAUCUGCCGGGACUGACAAGUUUAAGAAAUUAAUUCUCCACUGCAGUGUCAUCAGUGUAUUGAGUUUCAACAGGACAAUGGUUGAUGUUUUAAGGAAUGUAAAAGCUGAACGCAGAGGGUUGAUUAUUGGUUUCUUUGUCUACAGGAAUAUUUCAAUCCUGCUGUGUUAACUUUUUACUUUUUCCUUAAUUUUCUUAUUUAAGCCCUUUCCUGAAAAAGUACUGGUAUGGUGUUUUGAAACUGGAUGACACAGUUUACUUUUGAUAUUUAUUUGAGCCAAAUUUUGAGGAAAUGUGAGCAUAUACCAAAAAUCUUUUAGCAUUUCUCUCUACCCUUCCUUUUUAUAUACAUGAACAGUAUAUUUACCAUAUUUUGUUGUUAAGUAUAAAUUUGGAUUCUGUGUAAUAUAUUGCCUCUAAAUUAUGAAAAAAUCUUUUAAUGUAAUUAUUUUGUCUUCCAAUGUAGCUUUGAUGCACUAAAUCUUUAUUUCUUAUUAACCAUGCCCAACAGAUUUUGUAAAAUAGAUGGUGUUUCUAGAGCAGUUGUCUUUUAAACUAUUUCCAAAUUGCCUUCCAUUGCUAAACAAGCCAUUUGCUUAAUUUUUGCACUAUGAAUGAACAUUUUCUUAUUCUUAUUGAGCAAUUAUCUGAAACCUUUCUGUAGAAAAUAUUUGAUAUUCCUUCAAAUAUACAUCCUGAACAAACAGAAAUUGUUCUUUCAUCAAAUUCUCCUACAAGAAUUUCACACACACACCAAUUUCAAAUCUUGGGACACACACAUUCCUGCAUCAUGUGUGUUUAAAUUCCCCCUUUCUGGAGGGCCUACCUCUGCACUUACACGUGACACCCCUAUCCCUGGAGGAGGAAAAGCAUAAGGAUGAAGGGAUGGAAGGAAGAGGUGGGGUCAGUGGUGUCUACUUACCAACACCAAGGGGCAAUUAUGCAAGGGAAAAAACAAUCCCUGGUUGUGCACAGGUUCUUUUGUUGUGGAUAAUCUGUGAGUGCUUUGAAGCCUUCACGGUUGAGUCGCCUCUGCUUUAAUGUACUGAUUAUCAGUGCCAGGGGCCAUGGCUCUGCCAAAAGCUCAUACACCUAUACUGAUCACUUAGGUAUGAGUAGUAUAAAGGAAGUUACAGCAGGUAUCAAGGUGCUUCCAUAAGAAGAAAUCCAGGGUUUUAAAGACUUACCAAAGUAAACAGUGAUCCAAAAAGGCUUGCAUUUGCAGCUCAGGUACAAAUAAUUAAUGCAAGAUGGUUUGUAGAUCUCACCCUCUGCCUUACCUCUUAUUCAGUAACAUUGCAUUCUUCUGUCCCUUUUGUUUUAAAGGAAUAGCAUGUUUUCCUGCUCUCUCCACUGGAGCCUUUGUAAGGUAGAGGACCUGACCUCACUAUGGGCAAAAAUCAUGCAGCUAGAGUGACCACACAUAUACUUAUAUUUGUGUGGUUUCUUCAAAAGAAAACCAAAGAUCUUCACAACUGCCUGUAAUACAGUCAUGAUGGGAACGAUAUGUGGCACAUUAAUCCUGUCUCGACUGAUCUCUAAAAACAUUCUUUAUGCAAAACUAGAAAGCCGAAGUGUACAAGUAAGUUUCGUUUUAUUGUCUAGUGAAUUAAAGAGCACAAUAUUACUUUUCCCUUAACAAGAUGCGUUGUUCUCUUGACAAAUACCAAAAUGUUAAUCCAUUUUGUUCCUUUCAUUUUUCUUAUGCUCAAAGCAUGUACACCUGAUAUUGAUAUGUUAAUUUAAGGAUCUCAUCUAUGUAUGUAAUGUUGUUAAUGCUUCCAUAUUGAGUGCUUGUAAAGUUUGCGA
Notolabrus celidotus (New Zealand spotty) is the source of this 4570-nucleotide messenger RNA. RefSeq names its product RUNX family transcription factor 3 (gene runx3). Gene Ontology annotation, molecular function: DNA-binding transcription factor activity, RNA polymerase II-specific; RNA polymerase II cis-regulatory region sequence-specific DNA binding; ATP binding. Gene Ontology annotation, cellular component: nucleus. Gene Ontology annotation, biological process: regulation of transcription by RNA polymerase II; hemopoiesis; regulation of cell differentiation. The record is from RefSeq and is a predicted model, not a curated record. NCBI's taxonomy places the organism in Eukaryota, Metazoa, Chordata, Actinopteri, Labriformes, Labridae.